Messenger RNA from Musca vetustissima, 811 nucleotides. Its product is annotated as farnesol dehydrogenase-like. The transcript is spliced from 2 exons. The coding region runs from base 62 to 811 and encodes 249 amino acids. Lineage: Eukaryota; Metazoa; Arthropoda; Insecta; Diptera; Muscidae. The record is from RefSeq and is a predicted model, not a curated record.
GACACCUAUAUCAAUGUAAAGCAAACAGCCGAGAGUUAUUAGUUUGCAAAAAUUAUUCAAUAUGGAACGUUGGCAAAAUAAAGUAGCUGUGGUGACCGGUGCUAGUUCGGGUAUUGGUGCUGCUGCAGCCAGGGAUUUAGUUGCUGCCGGUGUUAAAGUGGUUGCAUUGGCCAGACGUAAGAAUCGCGUUGAAGAAAUCAUUGCCAGUUUGCCAACGGAACAGCAAUCAUUGUUAACAGCCAUCGAAUGUGAUGUCUCGAAAUUGGAAUCCGUCAAUAAGGCAUUCGAUGAAAUUAUUGCCAAAUUUGGUGGCAUAGAUAUUUUAAUUAAUAAUGCUGGUUGUACCUUGGAUGGACAAUUGGUUGCAAUGGACCCAGUGCAAUUGCAAAAUAUUUUGCAAACCAAUGUUAUGGGCAUUAUCUAUUGUACUCAGCGUGCCUUCAAAUCGAUGAAGGAACGUAAUGUCGAUGGUCAUGUGGUACUAAUCAAUAGUAUUUUGGGUCAUAAAGUGCCUGGUUCUUUUGGUCAAGUGCCUACAUCUAAUAUCUAUGCACCAUCGAAACAUGCAGUUACCGCUUUAACUGAAAUGUAUCGUCAAGAAUUCAGCGGUUUGGGUACUAAAGUGAAAAUCACAAGCAUUAGUCCCGGUGCUGUUAAUACAGAAAUUAUUACCGAUAAAACGAGAAAAAUAUUGGGAGAAUGUUUCCUCGAUGCUCACGAUAUAUCCAAUGCAAUUUUGUACACUCUAUCCACACCACCACAUGUCCAAAUUCAUGAAAUGACAAUUAAGCCUGUGGGUGAAUUGUUUUAA